This is a messenger RNA of Clupea harengus (Atlantic herring), 1607 nucleotides long. It is a transcript of the gene mlf2, whose product is annotated as myeloid leukemia factor 2. The record is from RefSeq and is a predicted model, not a curated record. Lineage: Eukaryota; Metazoa; Chordata; Actinopteri; Clupeiformes; Clupeidae.
AUGCGUCACCUCCGGUUGUUCAAGGGUUAAAAACAUCCCCCGCUCUUAUCCCUCAGCACUGUCGUUUUGUUUUGUAGUCAGAAAUUUGAUGAAAUCUUUCUCUCCAGUAUAAAUGUUUUUUAGAUGUCAUUUAUUCUGCGAAGGUUAUGAAAACGUGAUAUUUCGAAUAGCAUUUAUAGAUUUGUCUAACGGAUCAACAGCACUAUUUACGCUUUCCUCCUGACGCAGCACUAGGCUCCCUUUGUCACUCUGACUUCCGUUUUCACGUGCAGUCAACUGAGAAGAGAUGUUUUGCUAAUGAACAUUUAAGGUUUGGCCAUCAAGGAGUAAUAUCGUCUGGUGCUUCAACGUUUGGAACAACCAGCCACCUUCUUAGACGUUCUUUGGCUUCAAAUAAAUCGAGCAAACUCGACUCCUUUGUGUGCAAGAUGAUGCACGCUAGCUGACCUUAUCAGAAGUUGUUUGCUAAUAUUUGCUAGCUUGGUUUGUAGCUAACAAACUGUGCUCGAAGACAAAGUGUGAAUUCCUUUGACGGUCACCUGGACACUGAUGUUACUGGUCAUUUGGUCAGUUAUUUCAUCAGAGCGCGGUAUACGGUGUCAUUUUUCGGGUAGUGUACGUUUCCGUCAAAUUCAGACGCUGUAGCUACUAGCUAACUAGCAUUUGACAGACGGCAGGCUGUCUCACUGUUUCUAGUUAGUCAAUGACAGGUAGGUUUGGGGAAAAGUUGUGUAACAUUAGGUAAGGUAGUUGGCAUUAUAUUUAGCCAACGUUGACUCGUCGGGACGAAGGAAUCGCGGGUGGUCCUACCUUGCUUUGUGUGCUAAACCAAAAUGUUUCGAUACCUGGGUGAUGCUGACGAAAACCCUUUCAUGAUGGAUCCGUUCUCAGCACACAGGCAGCAGAUGAGAACCCUGUUUGAUCCAUUCGGUUUUGAGCCUUUCCCUCUCGCUACCCAGAUGCAUCAUCCACGAAGACCAAUUCAGCCCCAGGCCACCGCUCUCUCCCCUUUUGGAAUGAUGGGAAUGGGCGGAGGCUUCAUGGACAUGUUUGACAUGAUGGGUGGAAUGAUGGGGAACAUGGGGAAUAUGGGAAAUAUGGAUAGAAUGUCGGGUUCCCCAAACUGCCAGACCUUCUCUUCUUCCACAGUGAUAUCCUACUCCUCACUAGACCAAGGGGCUCCCAAAGUGUACCAGCAGACUAGUGAAGUCAGAACUGCACCGGGCGGAAUCCGUGAGACCCGUCAGUCAAUGAGGGACAGUGAUAGUGGGUUGGAGCGCAUGUCUAUAGGCCACCACAUCGGGGAGCGGGCGCACGUGAUGGAACGCUCCCGAAACCGACGCACGGGCGACCGCGAGGACAGGCAGGACUUUAUUAACCUGGAAGAGACUGAUGUUCCAGCUUUUGACGAGGAGUUUAGGAGAGGGGUGGGGCGGUAUGCUCCCCCCGGCACCCGCAGUAUUGACUACGGGCGCGAGAGGAGGGCAGCGGCCGCCCCACAGUUGGCACUCACUGCCCCCCCAGACUCUGACUCGCCCCCCGCCCCCCGUCACGAGUCCCCGCGCCACCACCAGCGACCCAACUCCCGCCCCCGCUACGACUGGUGA